Messenger RNA from Erigeron canadensis, 2147 nucleotides. RefSeq names its product probable amino acid permease 7. The coding region runs from base 146 to 1543 and encodes 465 amino acids. The transcript has 7 exons. Lineage: Eukaryota; Viridiplantae; Streptophyta; Magnoliopsida; Asterales; Asteraceae. Gene Ontology annotation, cellular component: plasma membrane. The record is from RefSeq and is a predicted model, not a curated record.
UUAUCUAAUACAGUCCUAAAAUAAUAUACUCCAUAAAUGAAUAAAUAUCUUCAUGUGAGGAGUAAACGGAGACGAGGGAAAGUGACUCGAAAGCAACUAGACACACAUAUAUACAAGCAAGGGAGGAAAGAGGAGGAAUUAAUCAAUGGCUGAUGAGGAAGAAAAAGAAACACCUUUAAUAUUGCAGCUGCAGCGCACCUCAUCACCGCUUCCUUUUGAAAUCCAACCCAUUGGAAACGUAUGGACAGGGGUAGCACAUUUUAUAGCCGGAGUAAUAGGAUCAGGUGUUUUAUCCCUUGCUUGGAGCCUCGCACAGCUUGGUUGGAUCGCCGGUCCACUCGCUAUUCUAGUCGUCGCUUUCUUCUCCCUCGUCUCCGCCUUCCUCAUCACCAACAUUCAUACUACUUAUUCUAACCCAUCCCUGACCCCCACCACUAACCGCUCCUUCCUGCAGGCAGUUCACACCAUUUUAGGAUAUAAGAAUGGAUUCAUAUGUGGAUGCUUGGUAUAUUUCAGUCUCUUUAAAACAGGAGUUGUCUAUGUAAUCACUGCUGCUAUCUGUAUGAGAGCCAUUAGGCAGUCAAAUUGUUACCACCAACAAGGCCACGAAGCUGCUUGUGAAUACGACAACAGAUACUUUAUGCUUGUGUUUGGAAUCGCUCAGAUAGUAGCUUCUCAAAUACCCAACAUUUUCCAUACCAAAUGGCUCUCAAUCAUUGCUGCAAUCAUGUCCUUUACUUAUUCCUCCAUUGGAAUUGGACUUGGAUUAGCCCAAGUAGUAGGACAAGGGACAAUCAAAGGUAGCAUCCAUGGAGUCUCUACUGCUAAUCCCACUCAGAAAGCAUGGUUGGUUGCUCAAGCUAUUGGAGAUAUUGCUUUUUCAUUGAACUUUUCGUUAAUACUUCUGGAGAUACAGAGCACAUUGAAGUCACCCCCGUCUCAAAAAGAGACCAUGAAGACGACUUCCACUAUUGCAGUUUGUAUAACUACUGCUUUUUAUAUAUGCUGUGGUGCAUCUGGAUAUGCGGCCUUUGGAGAUAUGACUCCUGGAAAUCUGCUGACUGGCUUUGGGUUUUAUGAACCAUAUUGGCUUGUUGACUUUGGUAAUGCAUGCAUUGUUGUCCACUUAGUUGGAGGGUAUCAGAUAUAUAGUCAGACAUUGUUUGGAAUUGUGGAAAGAUGGUAUGUGGUGAAGUUCCCUGAAAGCGUAUUCGUUGAGAGUUUCAAGGUUUGGUUGUUGGCUUUUGAUUUUAGAGUCAAUCUUCUUAGGUUAUGUUUUAGAAGUGCAUAUGUUGUUUCGACAAUGGGUGUAGCAAUGUUAUUUCCUUAUUUCAAUGAAGUCCUGGCAUUUUCGGGUUCAAUAAUCUACUGGCCCUUGACCAUAUAUUUCCCUGUGGAGAUGUACUUUGUGCAUAAGAGGAUUGUACCUUGGACCGGCAAGUGGAUUGUUCUUAGAAUGUAUAGCAUCUUCAGUUUUAUCGUAACAAUUUUUGUUUUGGUUGGUUCCCUUGAAGGACUCAUUGCCAAAAGAUUUGGUUCUUAGUAGAUUUUUAUUCUUUUAUCCACGGUGGAUAAUCCACCCAAUAUAUUGUUGGUUCUGAACAUCUGAGAUAUUGUAUCUAAAUCAUAAUAAUAGGAGUUGAAAGAAGCUUUAUCGAUAACUUGUAUAUAUACGCGUUUAUCAUUGCGGCUAUUAAUGUGGAAAGAAGCUACACAAGUUUAGUAGCAAGCUUGCAGUCAGCAGUUCCAGGUUACAAUAUUAUGAGAAUGUGGAGGAAGUAUGGGUGUUUGCUAAUAGUAAUGGGACCUAUUUCUUUUGGUUCAGUAAAUGGACCAGGAUGAUUAGUAAGAAGCCUUUGAUUAUUCAGAAAUGGAGCCUUGAGGUUGUUAAUCUGUUAAUGAUAGAAGUGAGCCAAGUAAACUCCCACAGGUCAGAAUUACGAAUGUAGUGUUGAGGCUGGAGCAAUUUUGGGAUAAGUAAAGUAAUACUCGUAUUAUACAAUAAUCGACGAGUCAGUCAAUGUGCAGAAGCCGACAAAGCAAAAACGAUGUCUUCAUUUGUAUUAUUGUAUAGGCUUGGUCGUCCGUGCUGCCUUAAGUGAUUCAUUCUUGUUGAACUUGAAUCCAAUAACGGUGUUCGGAAAACA